Molecule: messenger RNA, 545 nt
Organism: Aspergillus fijiensis CBS 313.89
Lineage: Eukaryota; Fungi; Ascomycota; Eurotiomycetes; Eurotiales; Aspergillaceae
Exons: 1
Coding region: 99-449 (116 amino acids)
Source: RefSeq, a predicted model, not a curated record
ACUGCGCGUGGCUCUCCGGAUUGGCUUUGUGAUUUUUGCCUCGAUUAUGAUUUUCCUGCUGCCGCACUGCCCAGUGCCGUUACGAGCUGCUGGGAGAUAUGCGACUGGGCAUGUGUCCUAAUCUCGGGUUGAGACAGUCAUGGCUUUCAUCUGUAUAUCUCCUAGGAGAUAGAGUCAUUGCUCUGGCAUGGGGGAUUGUUUGCCAGGUGCAUCAUUAUACUGCGGUACUCAUGCUUCGGAGAUGUGAUUCCAACCGUGGUCUAUAUAUGAAGUGCAAUUUUCUCCUCCUAGUCUGGACUAAAUCUGCCUCCCUUGUCCUAGAACACAGGAAAACAUCCGGACCCAUAGCACCGUCGUCUAGCCUAGCGGUCCGUUGGUCUAUUCUCUUUUUCGCACCCAGGUGGUGUUUCCUAUUGCGGUGCCCUCGAGCUCAAUCUAUAGUCCUAUAACUCUUCUUGUGUCUUGUACUUCAGUUUCUAUUCCUAAACCAUCACUCAGACACCUUCGUACACGGUGUGACUGACCAUGGACUUCAUCAAACUUCU